ACGCGGGUGUUCGGCGACCGGCGGGUUAUGUACGGUGAUCGUGAACCUCUAGGUAGUACUACAUGAACGGAGGGAAAGCACAGAAGUAGCAGACAAAACCGGACCAACAAGCGGUCGCUAGCGCGGUAUAUGUACGCAGUGUACGCGCGACAAGACGCAAUCAAUCACGCACAUCACGCUGAAAGGGACACUACCACCAGACCACAGUUCCAGUUUGUGUGUGCCGCGACUAUCACAUUCGCUCCAGAUCUGUCAUAUCCAUGCAAGUCGUCUCACUCACACACCCUCACAUAAACAAUCGUUAGAUAUGGAGGACUGGAGCGGAGAACAGGGGCGACAGGGACAUUAAAGCACGAGCAUAUCCCUACCCUGCUUAGCGCACCGGUGGCGCGGUGUCGUGCGCUCGUCAGCUGGCGACAACGAUCGCGCACACUGGUGUGUGGCAGUGGCGCACAAACGUCCUACACACUCGCGCACCGGAGCGCACAGAUCGGUACAGCCGCGCGGCAAAGGCACACACUACGGGACCGCGGGCCCGAACUGCCCAGUCCAGUUUGAUUAGAACAAUUUGGAUGAUAACAGUCCAUUCCCGAUCCGACGGCUGAUUCGGAUGAUUCGGGCUAAUCUGAUUACUCGAUUCCCGUGCUGCCAGCCGAUCGGUACCGCAUCGAACGCUCCCGGAACGUCGGAACGUGCGCGUGAAUCCUGUAGUGCCACCGUGGUUGAGUGUGAUCCUGAGCGCGGCGUGAGAAGAAAGAGAAACGAAAAAGUAACACGCAAAAGCAAUCUGGGGGAAAAAAACAGCGGUGCGUGUGAUCGGCAACAAAAAGGAUAUCUUAGCCCAGUUAGCGACUUGCGUAGAAUUCAAAGUUACCGACGGAUGACAUCAGAGUGGUGACCGCCGCGUGCGUACGCGGAUAUCAAUUGGAUUAAAGGCAUUAAAUUGAACGCAGCACAUUAGCGCAAACAUUGCCCUUCCCCAGCGGUGUGGCCCGCCGAGGCGUCCACCAUUACAAGUGAUUUAUUCGAAUUAUGAGCCGCAAAAAGUUGCGCUCCACGGUCGCCGCUUAACGAUCGUGCCUCGAUUCCGGUGUUUCGGUGUGCGCAAGGUUUGGUGUGCGGUUCCCAAGGUUUUGGUGCGCGGGAAGUGCCGUUUACUGUUUGGUGUGAGUGAAUAAAUAGCUUUUCGGCCAAAAGGCAAGAAAGGGCCAAUUCCAGCAUUAAGCUAGUUCCUAGUGAGUCACUAGCGUGUGUGUGUGUACACCGAGCAGUGCGUGUGCUCGUUACGCUCGGAUGACACGUUGCGAGUGUUGGUGCACUACUCGGUGUUGUGACGGUGACGUUCUCGGCACGGCCCAAUUGGCUGGCACAAACAACAACAAACUGGAAAUGAGUUGUACAGUGGCAGGGGUGCAAACGGAACGGUGAUUAUCUGCGAGGUGUAGUAGCGUGCACGAGUGCUAAAAAAAGCGAUCUUUGACAGAGUGGUUCACAUCACACAAUACUCCGCCAGAAGCUCCCGUUUGUCUGCGGUGCCGCGUAAGUGGAUACGAAAAAAGUGAAUGUACUGCCCGGCCGCAAGGAACGUCGGUGUGGCGUAUCGAUAGCGCCGCCACACGCUACUGCUGCUUACCAAAGUGUCGGGCGCCCGGGAUUCCGCUGGUGCCGCUGUAGACCUCGUGUAGAGUUUUGAGGAUCAAGGAGCAAGGUCCCGUAAAAACCGCAAACGACGGGGGCAGCAUGCGGGGCAGCAUCGCCGGGAUCGAGGACGGCAUCAUCGGCACCGCCCAGUUCCGGCCGAGCUACCAUGGGUUGCUGCUCGAGCUGAUCGACUACCUGUACGCCUCGCUGGUGGUGGCCCCGCUCGUGGUCUGCUACUGGCGGGGGACCUGGAACCUGAUGGGCGAGUACAUCUACCCGUCCGAUCUGACCACCAGCCUGGUAGUGUCGCUCGCCAUCGGCAUCGUGGGCCAUAUCGUGUUCAACAUCUUCCAGGCGACGCUGCGCCAAUAUCUGAACGCAGACCGGCACCGGAUAGCGUACUAUCUCGGGUCACGCCUGUACACGGUCAUUUACGGUGUGGUGUGCGUUAAUGGGUGGCGCGGUGGCUGGCAGCUGAUCGACCUGUACACGACGCAUGACGUGCUGUACGUGGUGCUGAUCACGCUCGGCUGUCUGUUCAUCCUGGCCUGUCUUAAGGGCGUGCGGAACGUGAUGGGGACGCCGUUCCUCAUCAUCAACGACUCGCGCCGGGAGUACUUUGACGUCCCGACGUACUUCAAGCUAACGGGCUCCAAAGACCCCGGCCUCUACGUACUGGACUGCAUGUUUAGCGUGCUGGUCAUCGGCUCGCUCGUAGUAUUCGUUUGGCGUGGCCUCUGGGUACUGCUCGAUCUGAAGCUCUUCCCCGAGGAUCAUGGUACAUCGGCGUGGGCAUCAAUAAUCAUCGGCUAUGGUGUUACUGGGGUGACCUUCUCGCUGCAGCCGCUCAUGCGAUGGACCUGUGACCGGUUGACCGGCUUCUGGCGCGUCGUUGUCGCCGAUCUGUUCCUAUUCUUCAGCUUCAUUGGCACAAUCAACGUGUGGCGAGGUAUCUGGCAGGCGCUCGAUACAUACUUUCUGCCGGACGAUCCUCUCCUUAGCAACUGGAUAACGCACGGUGCCGCCCUGCUGCUGCUGAUCCUGCUGAACUGCUCCAACUCGGUGCUGGUGCGGGGCGUUUACAUCGACGCGGAAGAACCGGCCGGCCAGUGCGUUGUCUUCCCGGUCUACUACAUUAGGCUGUUCUUCCAGAAGGAGCGCAAGAAGAAGCAGCGCCGCCUGUUCGAUGCGCUCGAGCGGGCUGAUCUUAACAGCACCGGUGGUGUGCUGCAGGACAAGAAGCACCUCCACAGCCUGCAAACGUCAGCACAGCAGCCCGCCCAGCAGAAGGAGCAGCAGAAGGAGGCGCACCAGCACCAUAUCGCGGCCGAUCAGAACCAUCAGGUGAUCCGCAACCUGGAAGCCGUACCCCUUACCAUUAUAGACGAUCCAAAGAGCAACGGUGAUCACAGUAGUCAGCCGACUAGAAAGUAAGCCGUUAGGAAGCAGCACUGAGGGUUAGCUCAGUAGCUUCGGGCUAUUGUAGCACAACCGCAGUAGAGCCAACAGGCGUUGAGACAUUCCUCCAUUCCCCAUUUUUGGUAGUGCGCCGGAACAUUCCACUAUCCCUCGAUAGACAUAUAAUCCACGUGAAGUAUUCAAACUGCUUAGAAGCACGGUAACAGUAUUUGUGCUUUCAAAAAACGUUGAACGAAAAAAAAACUAUAACAAUCCAACAGAAACGAAACUAAAGCCACCAAAUUAAAUCCAUGUAGUGUGUUUGUUAUUCGUAUAGGUCCCCUCUUUCCUUAACAAAACAUUAAAGUCUCUUGGCAACGUAGCAGUAUACUUGAAAACUGAUGAUGUAUGUUUGUAGCCGUGUAAGUGACCAUUAGUCGUAUUAGGAUGUUUUAUUAAUAUUUUCUUUUAGAUUUGUGUUACUAUCGUUUUUUUUUUAUCGUAAUCAAUUAAGGACUCAUACUCGCUAGGCCGGGCGUUAUUGUAGUACGUGCGCGCUAAAGAAGGAAAACAAAAAAAAACCCAAAAGUUGCGAUCGUGUGGUUGCGCUGCUGCGUCGUGUUUUGCGUGUGUUAGCGAAUGAAAAGAGAAGACAAAGCCGGGGCAACAGCGAUGCUCCUAUAAUUUAUAAAUGGCAGUAAAACAACAAAAAAUAUGCAUAAUUCGUUUUGUAAAUAUAUACCAGAAUCGAAAUCGUCAUCCACAAAUCGCA
Molecule: messenger RNA, 3811 nt
Organism: Anopheles merus
Lineage: Eukaryota; Metazoa; Arthropoda; Insecta; Diptera; Culicidae
Gene: fusl
Exons: 5
Coding region: 1741-3075 (444 amino acids)
Biological process (GO): neuromuscular synaptic transmission; clustering of voltage-gated calcium channels; neuron-neuron synaptic transmission
Cellular component (GO): presynaptic membrane
Source: RefSeq, a predicted model, not a curated record